Pogona vitticeps (central bearded dragon) is the source of this 504-nucleotide messenger RNA. RefSeq names its product histone H4. Gene Ontology annotation, molecular function: structural constituent of chromatin; protein heterodimerization activity; DNA binding. Lineage: Eukaryota; Metazoa; Chordata; Lepidosauria; Squamata; Agamidae. Gene Ontology annotation, cellular component: nucleosome. The record is from RefSeq and is a predicted model, not a curated record.
CUCCUAGAGUUCUAUAGCGACGAUGUCUGGUCGUGGAAAGGGCGGAAAAGGUCUAGGGAAAGGAGGCGCCAAAAGGCAUCGGAAGGUGCUUCGUGAUAACAUCCAAGGUAUUACUAAGCCCGCUAUCCGUCGUUUGGCUCGCCGUGGAGGAGUAAAGCGUAUUUCAGGCUUGAUCUACGAGGAGACGCGUGGUGUGCUGAAGGUUUUUCUGGAGAAUGUGAUUCGCGAUGCGGUGACUUACACUGAGCAUGCUAAGCGGAAGACCGUGACUGCCAUGGAUGUUGUGUAUGCUCUGAAGCGGCAGGGCCGCACCUUGUACGGCUUUGGGGGUUAAAAAGCAACACUUCUAAAUCUACAACGAAAAGGUCCUUUUCAGGGCCACCUACACCAACAGAGAAAGAGCUGUGUCCUAUUGCGUCUGCUACCUUUUCUACUUCUGUUGUUGUUUGUGUUGCCUGUAUAUCUGCUUGUUAGCUUGCAGUUUAAAAAUAAAGCUACUUAAAA